This is a messenger RNA of Carassius carassius (crucian carp), 732 nucleotides long. RefSeq names its product guanylate-binding protein 1-like. Lineage: Eukaryota; Metazoa; Chordata; Actinopteri; Cypriniformes; Cyprinidae. The record is from RefSeq and is a predicted model, not a curated record. Gene Ontology annotation, molecular function: GTP binding; GTPase activity. The coding region runs from base 23 to 718 and encodes 231 amino acids. The transcript is spliced from 4 exons.
GAUUAAUGAUGAAUAUCAACAGAUGUGCCAGCAGAAUUAUGAUGCAUCUCGCAUGCAGUGUGAGGAAGUUCUGCAUGAUGUGUUUGAUGCAUUGGAAAAAGGCAUUUCUGACAGAUCAUACCUGAAGCCUGGAGGAUCCCAAAAGUACAUAGACAUGUUCAGACAGCUGGCAGAAGAGUACAGAGCAAGAACAGACUCACAAAUAAUGAGUGAAGAAGUGUUGAGCAAGUUUUUGAAGACAAAAGAAGAUAUUGGAAAUAUGAUCCUACGAGCUGAUCAAUCUCUCAGUGCAGCAGAACAGGAGAAAGAGGAGGAGAAGAUGAAGACAGAGUUUCUAAAGCAGCAGAAAAGAAGCCUAAAGAAACAGAACUGGUUACAGGAGCAGAUGUUUAAAGACAUGCAGAGAACCCAUUAUGAGCAUGUGAUUCAGAUCAUUCAUCAGAUGGAAAGAGAGCAGGACAGAAUGAGAAGAGACAAUAAACGAGUCCUUGAAGCCAAACUGAGAGAGAAGGAUGCUCUUCUUCAGAUGGGUUUACAGGAGCAAGCCUCCAAGAUGCAGAGGCAGAUUGACAGCUUGAGAACAGAAAUGCAUAAACAACAGAAGUCAAAACCAUCCACAGUCAGCCGGAUUAUAGAUGGUGUCAGUGCCACAGCAGAAUUGAUCUUGCCGGGCUUUGUAAGCCGUGGUCUGUCUGCAGUCUCGAAAUGGUUCAAAUAAGGGCAGUUUUUGCA